Messenger RNA from Caenorhabditis auriculariae, 2375 nucleotides. NCBI's taxonomy places the organism in Eukaryota, Metazoa, Nematoda, Chromadorea, Rhabditida, Rhabditidae. The record is from the annotation of a GenBank genome assembly.
AUGUUACCGGCGCGGCUCGCGCGACACAGUUGCUGCUUGUUUUCCCAAGCUUCCUGUUCGAAUUUCGUGAGAUCUUAUCUAUAUUCUUCUCGAUUUUUAGCGUUUCCUUUUCUAGAUUAAAAUGUGAUUUUUAUAAUGACACCGGAAUUUCAUGUCCCUGAAGAGGUGAGUUCAUUUUAAGGUACAACAAAAACGCGAUAUCAGCGCUCUUCCUGCCUUGAAGCUCUACAGUUUACGGAGGCAUUUGGCUGAGCGACUUUCCAAUAAGUUUCGCGAAAAAACUGGACAAAAUAAAAAAGUUUCGUUCAGGCACAAUGAAAAAAGAGUACGAGAGGUAGGACCAGACUUGGCCUGUUUGGAAUGGCUCAUGAACUGCGGCGCUACCAAGGUCCUAUUUCCCAAUCUCAUGAACAUUUUGAGAGAUGAAGUUUUCAGUUUAUCAUUUUUCACACAAUUCCAUCCGUAAACCAAAGUUCGAUAGAUAACUCGUGCUAAUUGAAUAAUGCCUGAUGGUGGAUGAAAAUUUAAUUGCUACCGCUUUUUUGGAUUGCGUUUCUGACCCGCGUUAGUGGUUUGAUCUCGCAUCUUUUGCAAAUUUGAUUGCAAACUUUUUUUCAUGUCACAUGCCUUUCUGAAUCAGAAAUAUCCCACUGAAUUAUCGAGAAUAAUCUAAUUUCAAAUAAUAAAUGGAGCGAAAGUUUUUUUCAGGUUUUAAUGAGCGAUUCCCAAGUGAUUACCUCGAUUCGACAAAUGAAAGAAUACCUUCCACACGCAAGAAAUUCAAAGGUGACGUAAAAGUUCCGUUUCAAAAAAAUAAAGAACUAUUAUUAUUUUUUUACUACUUUUGUUAGUAAUGACGGAUAACUUUCUGGUUGGAUGCACUGAAAAUUUGGAAAGUUCUUUUCGCUUGAAGAGUUAUUGAUGAUUUAAAAGUGUUAAAUGCAGAUAUAGUCUCGCGUAGUUUAAUCUUUCAAACUUCAAAACUUUUUUUUGCUUCAAUCAUUAGUGGUCUAGGUUUGCUAACGUUGAAGUUUGAAGGAAAGCAUUCAGAAAAAGAGAAAAAAAAAACUAAAUCGAGUUUUUACUCAUCUUUAGAACAUUAGUGAGCUCUUUUUUUUGUCAGUUUGUGGAUUUGAGGUAUCAAUGUUCGUCUUACUUUUCUCGUGAAUAUUACUCUGAAAAUCACGUCGAACUGAAUUUUUCGAAGUCAUAGAAAACAAUAAGAAGACGGAUAUUGUGAAAAAAAGAUUGGAAUGCUUUGUAGAAAAUAUUACUCAAUUCACAAAUUAAUCGUGAACUGACGAUUGAAAUUAAAAUUAUUUGAAGUCAGGAACGGAAGUUGUUUUUGUAAACGGUGAAAAUAUUAUUAUCUUGGAGAGAUUUGAAAAAAAAAAAUCUGAAAUUUUCCGCUGAAAAUUAAAUUUCGGAAUCCGUUGGAUUCGUAAUGAAAAGUUUCACGAACCUAAUUUUUCCUGUAAACGUAAUAAUAAAUGUUUUUCAGCGGGAAGUUUUAAAUAUCUAUGUAUGUGAUAAUCUGCCAAUUAACCUUUCUUACUGAGCGAACGGCAUUCGUUAUUGAUCUCAUUUUUCAGGAAGAACCGACGGAGCUCCUUUCUGGCGACCUCGCCUACGAGAAACAGUGGCCCGACGCACCGCGGGUCCAUAUUGUCGAAGUAAUUUUCUCUUUUAUUUUAAGAGAAAAAGGCGAAUUCAGGUGGACGCGAGCGACUCGGCUAUCGCCAACGAAGGCUUCACUUAUUUCCGAGACGUUCGCCGGUUAAAAACCCUCAAACUCAACUUUUGCGAUUUUUUCGGCGACGAGGCUUUGAGGUUCUUGGCGAUGGGCCGUCCAGCGCAGACCUUAGAAGAAAUUGUCAGUUUUUUAUUCACUCGUUCAAGUUCAGAAAGUUAUGUCAGUUGGUAAAAUUUUAUUGCUAAAUUGAUUACUUCAAAAAUUAUCCUGUUAACGAGGUUCCAUUUUACAGUUUCCCAUCUCCUCGAAACUCGAGAGUUAGGCCUUUUUUGAAAGUCUUGACUUGAAGUUGAUUUUCAUUCAUUUACACAACCAUGACUGAAGAAGCAGAUUGCAGGAAAUAGUUCUGAACCCGUGUGUGACGGACGGCGCCGUCUACUGGCUGCAGAGGCUCAAAGCGCUCAAAAGGUAAUUUUUCCGCGAAACCCAAUCAUUUCUUUUUGCAGCCCCUUCAUUCUUGAAUACCUUUUUCAUGGUUUCCAGGGCUCACUUCUAUUUCCUGCCUUAUGUGGCGAAUCGUCAGGCGUUCCUUCGCCAAUUGAGGAUCGCCUUGCCUCGAAGCAACGUCUCGUUUCCAGAGGUCGAAGAAGUCGGCUUCGGAUACGAAGAAAAGAAAAAAUAG